Messenger RNA from Styela clava, 1962 nucleotides. RefSeq lists its product as uncharacterized. NCBI's taxonomy places the organism in Eukaryota, Metazoa, Chordata, Ascidiacea, Stolidobranchia, Styelidae. The record is from RefSeq and is a predicted model, not a curated record.
CAGCGCUCAAGUGUCCUCAUAACUUGGACGUCUAUUUUGUUCUAAUCUAACGGCUCUCAAGUCUGGGUUACCGCAUCGCUUGAACGACCGCGAUCAAAAACAUGAAUUCACAACAGGCCUAUUCAACCAUAAAUCUUCUAGAAGCAAAACAAGCCUUGUUGUCACGCUUAUUUACAGACGAGAGUAUAGUUGUGAACUGUUCGGUUUUAUUCUGUAUAUAGUACCCAGUUAAUCUGAGACGAAUUCGCAAAACUUGCUGCUUCAAAGGAUUCUUUAACAUUCUACGACACUAUGCAUCGACUCGAGAAAAUGUGUUACAUGUCACUACUGAUCGUCACAUUUUCUCAGAAAUACGUUGAGGCAAUGUGUCAGAGAAAUCGAGAUUGUGUCACAUUUCAAGCACCUUUUAGCAACAGAAGAUAUUGUUGUAAUCGACGGUUUUGCUGCACUUGGGAUCAGUAUAGAAAUCGAACAAGAUCUGAUCCCGUUGUGGCGUUAAGCAUUGGAGCAAUCGUUGCCAUCGUAUUCGGGGUGAUAUUGUUUUUCGUCAUAGUUGCAGUAGUUGUUGCACGAUUUUGCAAGAAAAAAUCUCGAACAACUCUUCCAGGAAACACAGAAACUCCGAGUUCGCCUCACACAGUUACUCGUAACGGCCAACACGAGUCUUUUGAACGCAAUAUGCCGGAAUAUGAUUCAGCCGACUACGAGACAAAUACUCGCAAAUUGCCUUCUGCACCAUGGUACGCUCCACCACCAUCAAGAGAACGUACAGAUCGUAACACCUACGAAACUGCUCCGCCGCCUUACAAUUACAACACGUGAUAUAUACAUAAAGUAGUUGCCAGAUUUUUCUAUACAAGCGUAUUUUGCAAUAACUGUGAAUCGACUUUGAAUGUAUGAUGAAUGCACUUCUGUUAUUGCGACUGCUGCAACAGUAUUGUUUCUCUUUAUUGCACUUAGCUUCCAGCCUGCUUGGUUGGAAGUAUCGCAUGUUGCUGUAUACACUCAGCGUGGUGUUGCAUUUAACACACUCUUAGCCGUCCUUGCAAGAUCCAAAUUUUAUGUCAAACUCAGAAGAGGCUAUUCAUUAAGUGGUGUUGCUACUAGUUUUGACUAUUUGCUCAGAUACUUCUCUGUAGCUUUGGAAAAUAUUUGAAUAAAAUAAUCAGAUUUUUAUUACAUUUAACUGACAAAUAUUAUGCAAAAGCGACCAACAGUAAUGUAUCUUUUUGUUAGGUUUAACAUUUUUGACUGUUUGUUUUAAAUUGUAAAAAGAGUCUACAUUUUGUUAAUCUGUUUUAUUCUGAUCUGAUUUUAUUUUUUCAAUAAAUAUUGGGUGGACAUUUGAUUCUGGCAAGUUCACCCUGCCUAGAGCCUGAUACUUUUACUUCCGUAAUUACGAUGAAUGGUAUGAACAACCGCCAUAAUAUACAGAAAAUGGAAUAAGUAUAGAUACCCCUUUAUGCUCGGGUCCAACUAUCCGGUUCCACCAACAGAAAAUAGCCGGAAUGGAGCAAGGGAUAAAUUUUAGUGUAUUAUCGCCACGACGUCAAAGGUGACAUAAUUAACGAAUAGGAAAAAAUGAAUCUAAAAAGCGAACCAUCUUAUUCCCACGAAUUAAUGACAAUGUCAACGGCAGUAAAAGGGAUAUAAAAUUUAGUUCAGACAGAAUAGCGGAGAUCAGCGCCAGGGCAUCGGCUCGGAACAAGAUUUAAAUAAAACCAUGUCGAUUGCAAAAAAAUUCGAAAUUGCGUCAAAUAUUCCCAUAUCAUGAUAGAAAUAAAAACCAUAUCAUAUUUCAAAUAGAUUUUCUGUGUGGCUUUCAUGUUGGGAGUAUUAAUGCCAACGUUCUUACUACUACACGAAUGGGUGUAAAAACUAAGAAAAUGAAGCAAAAGUCGGUUUCACGAUCUUAUUGCCGACAUUAUCUAUAUCCAAUGUUAAAUUAACUAAUAACACUCA